Vanessa atalanta (red admiral) is the source of this 3652-nucleotide messenger RNA. RefSeq names its product E3 ubiquitin-protein ligase COP1-like. The coding region runs from base 300 to 2486 and encodes 728 amino acids. The transcript has 6 exons. NCBI's taxonomy places the organism in Eukaryota, Metazoa, Arthropoda, Insecta, Lepidoptera, Nymphalidae. Gene Ontology annotation, biological process: proteasome-mediated ubiquitin-dependent protein catabolic process. Gene Ontology annotation, molecular function: ubiquitin protein ligase activity; protein binding. The record is from RefSeq and is a predicted model, not a curated record.
UGAAUGCACCGCUUUCCAGAAAGUGAACAGUGCGAAUAUGAAGCGAUAUUUUGUUCAGUGAUGGGUUUUCGUGUAAAAACUUUCAGCCUGAUAGUGACAUUAGCUUCAGAAAAGCUAUCAAGUACAGUGAUUAUGAUAUGUGAUGAUAAACUUGUGGUGAGAGACCGUGUUGCUGAAUUUUAAUGAGAAAUUACGUUUGAAGAUCAUCACAUCACUACACCACAACGCUGAUGCUGUUCUAAUAAAAUUAGCAUGUUUUUAAUGUGGUUUAAGUGGCUCUGAUAAAAAUUUUGGGCAGUAUGUCGGGUGCCGCGGCGAGUGGAGCCGGCAGCUCGGUCUCCGCGCUGGGCGGGCUCGGCGGCUCGCUCGAGGACAAAGACUGCGACCUGCUCUGCCCCGUGUGCUUUAACCUCAUAGACGAGGCCUACGUCACGCGCUGCGGGCACUCCUUCUGCUACACAUGCAUCGCCAAGUCCGUGGAACUCCAUCGCCGCUGCCCGAAGUGCGGCGCAGCGCUGGCCGGUCGCGAUCAUUACUUUCCUAACUUCCUUCUAAAUGAAUUAGUAGCGCGGAGAAGAUUGCGCACGAGACCUCAAGUAGUCAGCGGGCCCGUGGCGACGUCUCCAGGUCCUGAUGCGGAGCGUUUACGGGCUCUUCUGGCCUCUGAGGCUAGACACCUAGCGCUCCCCGACGUAGAAGGAAUGCUCGACGUUCUAACGAGAAGGAAAAGGCUCUUGGAAGCGGAGUCGGCUGCUGCUCAUCAUAGACUACUGUACGAGUUUCUGGCGCAGCUGCUGCGACACAGAACGCAUCAGUUAGACCAGUUGGCGCGAGAAGCCUCACUAGUGAAAAAAGACAUGGAGCACGUGGCCGGCGUGCUCCGCGACCUUCGCGCGGGCGCAGCAGAGUUGGGGCGCCUGCCGUCGCCGUCCGAGCCGCCCUCCAUAACAGAGUCAGUGCGGGACGUGCGGCCGCGACUCGGCGAGCUGGGGGAAACUACACCGAGGAGCCCGCCCGCAGAGGAGGAGGAGAGCUUCGCGAGUGCGGGCGGCGGGGGCGCGGGGGACGCCCUGGCGGCGCGCUGGAGGCGCCUCGCCGCGCACUUCGACGACUUCGUGCAGUGCUACUUUGCUCAUCGUGCAGACGAACUGUACUUCCCCGGGUCUGGCUCUGCCACGCCAGCUGUCGGCCUCCCAGCUACAUCCGGGCCCUCCCCCGGCCCACCCACGUCACUAUCGCAGCCCGUUAGCGCCGGUGGUGCCGCUGACGCGGAUCCCGUGCCGCAGCAGGCUUCCGCGCCCGAGACGAGAGCCUCUAGUGCCGCGGGGGACCAGCGCGCGCCCGAGGGUGACCCGCAGCCACCAAGCGUCGCGCCGAGCACGGUGGGGGCCCCGGCGCCGGCGAGCGUGCCAGGGGCCCCAAGCGCAGGAGCGGGCGGGGGCGAGGGGGGCUUCGGCGGCCUCGAGGCGUUCCGCGAGGACCUGGCCGCCUUCACCCGCUACCGCGCGCUGCGGCCGCUCGCCACGCUGUCGUACUGCAGCGACGCCAUCAACUACUCGACCAUCGUGUCCACCAUCGAGUUCGACAAGGACGACGAGUUCUUCGCCAUCGCCGGCGUGACGAAGCGCAUCAAGGUGUUCGAGUUCGAGGCCGUGGUGCGCGACGCCGUGGACGUGCACUACCCGUGCGCGGAGAUGCAGUGCUCGCACAAGAUCUCGUGCGUGUCGUGGAACGCGUACCACAAGCACGUGCUGGCGUCGUCGGACUACGAGGGCACGGUGAGCGUGUGGGACGCGCACGCCGGCGUGCGCACGCGCUCGCUGCAGGAGCACGACAAGCGCUGCUGGUCCGUGCACUUCAACCGCGCCGACGUGCGCCUGCUGGCCUCGGGCUCCGACGACGCGCGCGUCAAGCUGUGGUCGCUCAACGCCGAGCGCUCCGUGGCCACGCUGGAGGCCAAGUUCAACGUGUGCUGCGUGCGCUUCAACCCGCGCUCGUCGUGCCACCUGGCCUUCGGCUCGGCCGACCACUGCGUGCACUACUACGACCUGCGCGCCCCGCGGGCCCCGCUGGCCGUGUUCCGCGACCACCGCAAGGCCGUGUCCUACGUCAAGUUCGUGGACGCCCGCACGCUGGUGUCGGCGUCCACGGACUCGCAGCUCAAGCUGUGGCGCGUGGAGUCGCCGCGCUGCGUGCGCAGCUUCACGGGCCACGCCAACGAGAAGAACUUCGUGGGGCUGGCCACGGACGGGCGCUACGUGGCGUGCGGCUCGGAGAACAACGCGCUGUACGUGUACUACGCGGGCCUGUCGCGCCCGCUGCUGGCCUACCGCUUCGACGCCGUGCGGGGCUUCCUGGAGCGCGAGCGCCGCGACGAGGAGCCGGCCGAGUUCGUGUCGGCCGUCUGCUGGCGCCGGGCGCCGGACCGGCCCGCGCUGCUGGCCGCCAACAGCCAGGGCACCAUCAAGGUGCUGGAGCUCGUCUAGCUCUGGCUCCCUCUACGAAUCCCCUCCUUUUGUACCGUCAUCUUAUUAUCACCGGACGCCACGUCCCGUUAUGACGACUGCAGACCGCAGACUGCCCGCCGUGACGUACGCUGCCCGCGUGGCUCGAGACCGCGUCCGAGUAAAAUAUCCUCCAUGCGGAAGCGCAUACAUAGAAAUGUUGUUAAGUUGAAAUAUAUUAUUAAAAAAAAACUUAAUGAAAAUAAUCUUUUAUGAUUUAACUUCGGUGCAGAUAAUUUUGUCUAAUAAAAAAUAACUAAAGUGCCGAGAAAGUUAACCCAAACAUUUGACCUUGAAAUUUUAUUCUCAAAAUAUUCACUUCAAGGAGGACUUUUGUUCUAACCAAUAGAUACGUCGAGUUCGACACACUGCCAUCCGACAACGAAGAAAGCCUUACCAACCUCUUUACAUAUUAUUAAACACUAAAUCAAAGACGAAAACGACGAAAACUUGUUGAUUUGCAAGUCCUGUAUUUAGGGCCGAGAUUAAGUUAACACUUCUAUAUACAUUAAAAAAAAAUUACCAUUGACAUAGUUUGAUAAGAUCCAUUAACGAUGUGAGGCGAUUGUGGGGAAAGGGGGAAAGCUUGGCUUCACGCAAUCUCAUAUGGAGAGGGGGAAGUCUGGGCAUGUACCACAUUUUUUGGUGAUAUCAAUGACGAUAAUAAUCUUAAUAAUUAGGGUGGGUUGCCUGGAAGGGAUGACUAAUUGGUCAUAAGUCGCCCGUUUCAAUACAUAAAACAUAUUUUUAUUUUUAGAAUUAUUUCUUUUCUUUUUCUCAAGAUUUCUGUCUUUUACGUUUUUAGUGUACAAUAAAGUAUUGUUAACAUUAAUUAAGCAAAUUUUAAACAACUUCAGUGCUAUCAAGCAUGGAUAAAUUAAUUUGCAUUAAAUAUUAUCGCGAGGUCAGGGGAAUAUCACAUGGCAUCCUCGAAAAAUCGUCUCACAUAUUUAAUGGCACCCAAGUUAAAAAAAAAAUCAAAUAUUUAUCUAAAACUAAUGGUAUGGUUUGUUGAGCUAAGAAGUGCUUCUGACUUUUGACUUCACCAGUAAAACUGUCUAUCGUAUGUAUGAGAUAAUUCAUUGGAAUUAUCUCAGGUAUUGACCUGAAAUCAACAUUUGUUCCGUUUAAUUGAAAUCAAUUUAUUA